AUGGACGUAAAGAGCGGUCAAACAGAGAAAUAUAGUUUCAAAGAUUUGGUGACAAUUGUUAUCCCAUUUGAAGACAAUAAUGAAGACACACUUUUAGUGAGUCUAAGGAAUAAAGUGAUGAAAGUGGACAUAAAGGCUAACACAAGACAAGUGUUGGCAUCGAUUGCACCCCAACUCGAAGGCAAAGAGCGAUUCAAUGACGGAAAGGUUGACGCGAAGGGCCGGCUAUGGAUCGGCAGUGUAUUGGACGGAUCCGAUGGAGCGGUUCCCCAAAAAGGGAGUCUUUAUAAACUAAAUGGCAAUCAUUUUAUCAAAAUGUCUGAAGAUUUUACGCUUUCUAACGGAAUGUCUUGGAAUCUAAACAAUACUAAAAUGUAUUUCAAUGACUCGGGAGAUCAGAAAAUUUACAUCUUUGAUUUUGAUCUCGAAAACGGCUUAAUUAACGGUAUGACUACCGAUAAAAGUGGAAGACUUUGGGUCUCAUUAUAUGGCGGCGGAAGAGUUGUUCAAAUCAACGAAGAAACUGGGAAUGUGGAGAACUUUGUGACAAUACCAGCCCUAUUGACCACUUCUAUUACAUUCGGUGGUCAACACUUGGAUCAGAUGUAUGUGACCACAGGAAAUGAUGGCCAGGAUAUGACUCAAUACCCAAACGCUGGCAAAAUAUUUCGCGUCACCUCUUCUGAUGCCAGCUUUAAAGCCGCGCCAAUUGAGACACACUUUCGACCAGAAAAUCAAUGA
Messenger RNA from Medioppia subpectinata, 741 nucleotides. The record is from the annotation of a GenBank genome assembly. Lineage: Eukaryota; Metazoa; Arthropoda; Arachnida; Sarcoptiformes; Oppiidae.